Molecule: messenger RNA, 1107 nt
Organism: Panicum virgatum (switchgrass)
Lineage: Eukaryota; Viridiplantae; Streptophyta; Magnoliopsida; Poales; Poaceae
Product: 2Fe-2S ferredoxin-like
Exons: 8
Coding region: 240-815 (191 amino acids)
Biological process (GO): P450-containing electron transport chain
Cellular component (GO): mitochondrion
Molecular function (GO): 2 iron, 2 sulfur cluster binding
Source: RefSeq, a predicted model, not a curated record
GCGGCGGCGGCGUGUGUGAGCUCUCCAGACUCCUCUCCUCCACGCCACGGCGAACGGCGGCUCACGCGGCCCGGCCUCACCCCACUCGUCGUCUUCCCCCUCCUCCUUCCCGCCGUCGUGGAGAGGAGGUCCCCGCGGCUGGCGCCCGUUGCUCCCAGACGCGCGAGGUGGUUGUUGCGCUGAUUUCGUUGUCUCGAGUGCUGCUCUAGGGUUCGGAGGGAGCAGAGCCGGCUGCCGGUAUGUUUGGCAGGAUCUCCCGGCUAGGGAUGCGGCUGCUGCGCGAGGGUAGGGCCGAGACGAGAGCAGGAAACUUGCUCAGCAGUCGAGGCAGUUUGUAUCAAGGUCAUGUCGUCCAGCAUUCGAGUCCAGUUGUAAUUCCUACUGUACAAUCGUCGAGGAACGUCCUCUUUUCAACUGCAACAAGUGGUGAUAAGGAUGAAAGCAAUCAGGAGAAGGAGAAAAUCUCUGUAACAUUUGUCAACAAGGAUGGCUCAGAAAAGACGAUCAGUGUGCCCAUUGGAAUGUCCAUGUUAGAAGCUGCUCAUGAAAAUGACAUAGAGCUUGAAGGAGCAUGUGAAGGCUCACUUGCUUGUUCUACUUGCCAUGUAAUAGUUAUGGAUGUAAAUGAUUAUAACAAGUUAGAAGACCCAACAGAUGAAGAAAAUGAUAUGCUUGACCUUGCAUUUGGGCUCACAGAAACAUCGCGGCUAGGCUGCCAAGUGAUCGCGAAGCCUGAACUUGAUGGCAUGCGGCUGGCGUUACCUGCAGCCACGAGGAACUUCGCGGUAGACGGCCAUGUACCAAAACCACACUGAAGAGACUGUCUUCUACGGGUGCACGGAUUCUUACAUCAGUCAAUUUUGUAGCCUACAAUUUGUAACUUGAUGAUAUUUUUGGACUUUCUUGUUGAGCGAGGGUUCGCUCGUUGACGAGCUCCUCGGUUACUUGAUUGCAGAGACCAGUGUUUGAUCUGGUCGAAUAAACAUCUCCGUUCUGUAUGAGCGUACUGGAAAAUGUGGGCACCGUAUUGUUUCCCGAUAUUUGGUCCUGUGCAGCAUUUGCUGCUGCUGUCACAGGAAUAGAUAUGCCGUGUUAGCCAGUUGUUGA